Anguilla anguilla (European eel) is the source of this 3133-nucleotide messenger RNA. RefSeq names its product progesterone receptor membrane component 1 (gene pgrmc1). The transcript has 4 exons. Lineage: Eukaryota; Metazoa; Chordata; Actinopteri; Anguilliformes; Anguillidae. The record is from RefSeq and is a predicted model, not a curated record. Gene Ontology annotation, cellular component: membrane; endomembrane system. The coding region runs from base 60 to 602 and encodes 180 amino acids.
GCUGUUUCCGUGGCUGGUGCAGCGACGCCAAAAGCUGCUCUUCCGUCCCAUUAGAAAAAAUGGCUGAAGAGGAGGCCGCGCAAACUUCUGUGGGAAUUCUGCAAGAAAUUUACACUUCCCCGUUGAAUCUGAGCUUGUUGUGCCUUUGCCUGUUUCUGUUGUACAAAAUAAUUCGCGGAGACAAGCCUGCAGAUAUGGGUGAGGUCGAAGAACCGUUACCAAAACUAAAGAAAAGGGAUUUCACGCUAUCAGAGUUGGAAGAAUACAAUGGAGCGACAAAUCCAAGAAUUCUCAUGGCUGUCAAUGGGAAAGUGUUUGACGUUACAAGAGGAAAGAAAUUCUACGGUCCAGAGGGUCCGUACGGCGUGUUCGCGGGCAAGGACGCGUCCCGAGGGCUGGCCACGUUCUGCCUGGAGAAGGACGCGCUGAAGGACACUCACGAUGACCUCUCCGACCUCAACGCCAUGCAGCAGGAGAGCCUGAGCGAGUGGGAGACCCAGUUCACCCAGAAGUACGACUACGUGGGCAAGCUGCUGAGGCCCGGAGAGGAGCCCACGGAGUACACCGACGACGAGGAGGCCAAGGACAAAAAGACCGAGUAGCCCCGCCCGCCCCCGAGCCCCGCCCGAGCGUACGCGGCGAGCGCGCGCCUGCAGUACCGCAGCGCCAGCCCCUCCUUUCUGCCCCCUUACUGCGUUUAGCUGCCGUUGCUCGAGACGCUCAGUCCCCUGUUAGUACUAUAAUCUCACACCUCUCUCGUACCUUUCAUUCAGCCUGAUUCGCCUUCGGUUUCCCUGACGCUGUCUGACGGUAGAUUUAGGUUGGCGUGAAGUGUGUAGUUGCAGCAAUCUGAGCAUUACUGUAGUUUUUUGUGUGAACGCUGCAUUCACAGUUAAUGCUGUGGCAUUCAUAGUUGGUAGGUUGUGCGAUGGUUUUGAGUGCUGCGAUACCUUCGCAUGGGAACACUGCUCUAUUUUGUUACUGUAAUAUUGUGUGUCUGCCCAUUUGGAAAGUAUUCAAGUAUUUUUGAAUGAAAAUUUCUCAAUAUUACGUAGUUAUUAAAUACGUCGUUCGAUUGUUAAGAAUGUGAUCAGAUUGAGAACAGAAUCUCCACUAAGUCGGGAUUCAGUGAAACGGUUUAAAUGUCGGAGCGUAACAUUCCGUUAAAACUUGGCUCACGUGUUGUAGUGCGCAUUGUCGUUCCCGCACCGGGGUUUUUCCACUUUCUCAGCCCAGAAUAAACUAUUUUGGCCGCAUGUCAACAAAAGCUGGAAAGUAGCUCAAAGCCAAGCACUUCCACUUUGCCCUGUGGAGUUAAGUGACUGAAGGACCAGUGAAAUUACUGACCAACUCGCCCAUGACAUUUGGACCAUUUUUUUCUUUCUCGGCAGGCUGAUUAGGCUUCGGGGCGUUUCCUUGCACGAGUCAUUCGCCGUCUGAGGUUCGGUCCUUUCUCAUGUUGGAUUUUCGCAGCACGCAAAGAUUUAAUUAAAGGGAAGAGAUCAAACAAUACAAAAAAAAAAAAAUUAAGCAAAAAUGUCCGCUUGGAAAAUAAUGUGAAUCUUCUACCAGCUUCCUGUCAACUCACCGAAAGCUUGUGAAAAUAAAAGUCAUUUGCUGCUAUUUCAGCUGAUUUUCAUUUUAAACAUAUUCUCUCUGAUCAAGUUUCAGUGAUCAAAUGACACUUUCCUGUUGCGAACUUGGCUGUGCCAUUUUGAAUUUAAUUUUGUAAUAAAAACACAUGCAUUGUUCUUGCAUAUUCAGUUCUCACUUAAUUUGAUGCUCAGGCCUCUGGAUAGCGAGUUAAGCUGAAAGUCUCAGUAUAUUCCUGCUGUAUUUGUUAGUUCAGUGUUGAAAUGCAGGUUACGGUUGGUUGUGGGAGAGGCCGGGUCCAUCGCUUGUUAUGAUGAGCUUAGACAUGGCCCUUGAACGUGCCUUGGUCAUAAUAUGAAUUUGCUAAGUUUGCGAAUCUGCUGAGUAUCAGAAAAAAGCGUACUUUUUAAUAUUGUUUGCUGGAGGUCCGUUUGAUCUAUAUUUGUCACAAGCAGUAGGAAUUGCACACUUUACUGGUAUAAAUAGCUGAAUGGUUAAAUAUGAAGGUUUUCCAGGCUUCUAGGUAGUCUUUAUCUGUACUUUAACAAUAUACUAUGCACACCAUAAUGUCAUUACAAAACACUUAAAUUCUUUAUUAAAGCAGAAUGAUAUUGGCAAUAUUGUAGUACUGUUGGCUUGACAAAAGGGUGAGUAAGUCUGUAACAAAAUGAGGUUUUCUCCUUGUUGGCCACUCUUAUAAUUAAGAACACCAGGAGUCUAAAGAUCAGUUCGCUCAGUCUCAGAAAUACAGUGUAAGGACGAGGCCUCAGAUGCUAGUUUGUCACGGAAAGAUUCAUGCUAACUAGUGCCAGUGGCAUUCUGUUUAUGACUUUGUGUGACACAUUUUAAAAUUAUAUUUGCCACAUUUCUCCUCUCCCUUUGUAAUUAAUAAAAUAAAACAAAUCCUUAUCCUUAAUGUGAACCCAAAGUCACCUUUGGGAUAUAGUUUUUUUUUUUUUUUUUUAAUUUGAGAUUAAAAGUAAAAAGAGACUUUUUUUUCUUUUUAUUGUGUUUACUGCUGAUUAAAUUGCUAUUGCUCAGACUGAUGCUAAUGGCUAACCAAAUAGAUGGAUUUUCAUGAACUUCCCGAGAUUAUUUCAGUUUUUUAAACAUCAAAACAUGCAGUUUUGUUGUGCUACUAAUUUCACCUUCACAUUACAUGGAAUACUUUAUUUUGGAAAUGUGUUUGUUUUGCCAUUGUCCAGAAUUGAAUUCUGCAAAAGAUAAAAAAGGAAAAAUAAUCAUGCUUAAUGUGUUUUGGGUGGUAAUAAACCACCCCUGGAGCCUCCCACCAAAUCCCGGUGUCAAAAUUAAUGUUUAGUGCCCCAAUCCUAAAGAGCCUUACUUUGAAAAUGUACAAUGAUUAAGGGAAUGAUUUCUGAAGGACUACAAUACUCAUGAUCUGUUUACCUGCUUUGGGACACACAUUGGUGUUCACUGGUGUCUCAGAACUGUGGUGAAUGACGUCUACAUUUAACAUUUGCGGUUUAAACUUCCAUGUAUAUCUAAAAUGAAUUAAAGCUACCUUUACAAACCUCUG